UCUUAACCACUGCUCGCCCAGCGCAUUGACUUCCUGGUGGCGAUUGAAGGCGGGGCUUCGAUCGCCCGAACCCUAACGGCGCAUUUCGACCUUCGCAAAAUUGUUUGCUGCCAUGGCGAUCCUAUACGCGGUGGUGGCGAGGAAAACGCUGGUGCUGGCGGAGUUUUCCGCCGUCACCGGCAACGUCGGCGCCAUCGCCCGCCGGAUCCUCGAGAAUCUGGCGCCGGAGUCCGAUUCCAGGCUCUGCUUCUCCCAGGAUCGCUACAUAUUUCACGUCCUCAGGGCUGAUGCGAUCACCUUCCUCUGCAUGGCCAACGAAACGUUUGGGAGGAGGAUUCCUUUUAUGUAUUUGGAGGAUAUUCACAUGAGAUUCAUGAGAAACUAUGGCAAAGUAGCUCAUUCAGCGCUAGCUUAUUCAAUGAAUGAUGAAUUUUCAAGGGUGCUACAUCAGCAAAUGGAAUUCUUCUCUAGCAAUCCAAGCUCUGACACACUUAACCGUGUCCGAGGUGAAGUUAGUGAGAUACACACUAUAAUGGUGGACAAUAUCGAGAAGAUACUGGACAGGGGUGAUCGCCUUGCACUUCUUGUGGACAAGACUGCUACCAUGCAAGAUAGCGCUUUCCAUUUCAAGAAGCAAUCCAGACGUCUGCGGCAAGCUCUAUGGAUGAAAAAUGCCAAACUUUUAGCUGUGUUGACAUUUUCAAUCAUUCUGUUGCUGUACAUAAUCGUAGCAGCUUGCUGCGGCGGCAUCACUCUUCCAUCAUGCCGGUCAAAAUAGGUUUGAUCGAAUUCCAUAGUGGAGAACAAUGUCACCGCUGUGUAUAUUAAUUUGCCUUUUUGUUGCAACCUCGAAUGAGAACUUGUUAGGUAUAGUGAGUAGUUCACAUUCCUCUACUGGUUUCCUAAUGCACAAAGCCUAGUAAAUAAACCAGCUGUUCAUCCUGUUCGUGCCUUGAUUUCGAAUAUUGCAUAUUUAUUCCGAUCACUUAGUGUAAUGAAGAUUUGGUUGGUGUAUAAUCAUUCGAAGCUAUUUGUUUGGGAGAUCUUACAUA
This is a messenger RNA of Zingiber officinale, 1052 nucleotides long. RefSeq names its product vesicle-associated membrane protein 714-like. The coding region runs from base 113 to 778 and encodes 221 amino acids. The transcript is spliced from 4 exons. NCBI's taxonomy places the organism in Eukaryota, Viridiplantae, Streptophyta, Magnoliopsida, Zingiberales, Zingiberaceae. Gene Ontology annotation, cellular component: membrane. The record is from RefSeq and is a predicted model, not a curated record. Gene Ontology annotation, biological process: vesicle-mediated transport.